This is a messenger RNA of Ruditapes philippinarum (Manila clam), 6298 nucleotides long. RefSeq lists its product as uncharacterized. The record is from RefSeq and is a predicted model, not a curated record. Gene Ontology annotation, biological process: cell surface receptor signaling pathway; G protein-coupled receptor signaling pathway. Gene Ontology annotation, cellular component: membrane. Gene Ontology annotation, molecular function: G protein-coupled receptor activity. NCBI's taxonomy places the organism in Eukaryota, Metazoa, Mollusca, Bivalvia, Venerida, Veneridae.
GCAAUAAUUCGUCGACGAUUGUCAAAUGACGUAUCAAAAAGACACAUUCAUUACUCUAGCUAACGGGUUUUCUUGUGCUUUAAUAUUACAUUAACAGGUCAUUGUUUGUUCUGUGUGAAUCAAAAUAGUCUUCUGUAAAUAAAGUUGUUGUUGAUACAAGUGUGAUAUUCAGAUUUCAGACAUAUUUAAAGGAAUUUCGAACAUUUAGAUACAUUGGAAUUAUUUGAUUUUUAUGGUAUAAAGUGCACGAUAUUCAGUGAUUGGAAUAAGUUAUUAAGCGUCGUUGUACUGUGUAGGAUGUGACGGUCACGAGCGUGCCAUAGAAUGUCAGGAUCAUUCUGUCUGAUAUGCCUGUCCCUAAUCGUCUCAGCAGUAGUCCCUAAUGCAUGGUGCCAAAAUCAUGAUCAACAAAAUUCGUCCCGGCAGCGGAUAGUCGUGCCCGAGAAUCUGGAGGUACAGACCAUCAGUCCAGAUGACCCCCGGGCCAAGUUAAAGGGCCUUUGUAGAGUCGGCUGGUCGUCGGGAACUAUGAAAGACUUUUCUGGAAAAGAAAUUCCAAUCUGCUUGAAAAUAAAUCCAGAUGCCCUGACGUGGUCAGAGGCGCAACAGACUUGCAGAAAAGAUUAUGGUUUUCUGAUGAAGUUUGACUCCCACGCUACUAUUAACAAGGCCGACCUGUUGUCUUCGGUGAUAACAAAAGGUAUUACUAAAUUCUGGACAGGAAUGCAUACGGGAAACAAUCAUCUAAUUUGGGAUGAUCUUAUACCUAAUCAAGUCCGGCCGAACAAUAGUGGUAAUAUAACAACAACGCACGAAAGACCUUGGACCUGGGACGACAGCCUUGUUCCUAACAGACAAGAGUAUUGUGGUCAAAUGAACGUUGAAACAGAAGAUAAAAGGCGAAGAAAAAAGCGUUCAAGCGACGAUGAUUCAAACGACAAUUUUCCAAAUUUUGAAUCCACUAAUUUUCCAAAUCUUUAUGAAGGAUUUACCGGAUCAAAUAGUGAGUUCCCACCAACCAGAGCAUUUCAGACCAUUUUAGCUCGAACUCAAAUGUCUGACCAGCUAGCAGAGCUUCCUGAAGUUCUUGGACUCCAGAGCGAGCACCAAAUUCCAGGUUCCGGUAUCCCAGAUGCAAAUAUCCAAAAUGGAGGUCUCGCUACAGAUAUGCCAUCAUUUGGAACAACAUCUAAUUUCGAGCAACCAGAUUUUGAAACAAAUAACCAGUUUGGCAAUAAUGAUUCUAACAAUGGUGAUACUUCAAACACUGACUCUAAUGAUAAUCCGGAUAGCAAACCUUUACUUACUGCUGUGAAAGAUAUAGCUGCUACAAUCGGGUCAGGCGGUUUUCCUCCAGAACCUUCUCCUACAGAGGCUAUGGAAAAACUUCGAGAUCUACUAAAACAAAAUGAAGAAAAUAUGAAUUCCGAUAAUUCUGAUUCCGCAGCGAAGUCUGAUACACCUGACAACACGUUUGCAAGAGUUACCACUGUUGGCCCUCCCGUCACCAUCAAUGUAGGUGAUGAUAAUAGACAAGACGAUUUAAAUGUUGACAAAGUAGACGACAUCCCUAAAGUAGAUUCUGUAGAGCUAAAAAACGUCCCCACCAUCAAUGUGCAGAAAAAUGACAACGAUGAUAACUCAGCUAAAGUAGAUGGAACAGACAUAAAGGUAGCUGAUAUUAUCGCUCCAUUAAUGGAUGUAAGACCGCCAGAGACAAUUGUUAAAACCGUUGAAGAUAUCAUCGAUGAUAGUAAAGUUAUCACUGACACUCCUACCGAUGACAUUAACAAAGGAAUUGAAGCGGCCGAUUCUAAAGAUGAUUCAAACUUGAUUCCAUCUCUGGGAUUCGGAGAUCUUGCUGAUAUUGUAACAAAUAAUGCUGUCAAUGAAGGCAUUAAUCUAAAUAAUAUGAAAGACAAAAUUGAUACAGUUAAAGACGUUAUCGAUGAUUUACAUGAGAAUCAAGAUACAAUUAUGAAUGACAAACCACUCGUCAGUGAAUCAAUUGUCCCAGAUGACAUAGAUAAUAUGAAGGACAAAUUUGAUAAAGUGAAAGACGUUAUUGAUGAUUUAAAUGAAAAUCAAGAUACAAUCACGAAUGAAAAAACACUCAUAAGUGAAACAAUUGUCCCUGAUGAUUUAGAUAAGCCAAUAAUAGAAAAUUUAAACACGUUAAAUGAAGUUGAUGAUAUUAAUAACGUUUUGCCUGAUAUUGAAAAUGUCGCUGAUAGAACCUCAGACAUAGUUUCUGAGAUAGAAAAUUCUCCUAGUGAAAUAGUUGAUAUUGACAGUUUGAAUGAACAAAUAGAUGAUAUGAACACAAAUGACGGAAGUGACCGUGCAAAAGAUAACUUAGAUGAUGUCGUUUUAGAUAUGCCUCCAAUUGACAUCAAUAAAGAUGAACCGGAAAUUGAACCUGUAACAACUGAUGACAGUGUAUUUGAAUCAAUUCCAGAUGAUGUAAAGACAAUUUUUGAUGAAAUAAAUGACGAUCUAGAUAAACAAGAACCGACUGAACUCAGUGAGCUCAGAAAUGAUAAUGAAUUAAAAAAUGACAAAGAUAUUCAGGAACUUGUUUCGGAAACGUUAGACAUACCCGAGGAGAGUAUGACUUCUAUGGCCGGUCCGAUCAACGAUGAAACCAGAGAACAAGAGCAACAACCUGUGAAUUCCGACUUUAUCGACGAUAUUGUUAGCGAUAUUGACGAUGAUAAAGAAUCUGGAACCACAUUUGCACCUGAAGCAGAUAUGGAACCAAAGAAAGAAGAUUACUUUGACGACAUGAGUGAAAGACUUAAAAUAUCUGAUGAAACAAACGAAGACUUGAAAAAUAAUUUUGCGUCUACCGAAAAUCCUCUUGGGAUUUUAAAAGAAACAUUUGAUGAUUUACCAGAUUAUGAUUCUCCAUUUGAUACUGAAAAAGAUAAACAUGAAGAUACAGACUUCAAUACUGAUAAAGAUAUUGAUACUGAUACAGAUUUCAAUACUGAUGGCAUUGAAAAUACUGAUGACACGACAGGUGUUAGAGCUGAUGAUAUGAAAGAUGAUGGACAGACAAAACGAGACUUUGAUUGGUCGGAACUAGACAGAGAUUUUAAUGAUCAAGAAACAGUAAACGGGAACGAUGCGGUUGAAGUUGAUAAUAAUGAUGAUUAUUUAGAUUCGGCGAGUCCUAUGAAUCCACACCAAGAUGUAAUUAAUACGGAUAAUCAGGAGGAUACUGACGGACUUUAUGAAAAAGAUUACGACAUUAAUGAUCGAAAUAGUGAUAAAUUUGAAAAAGAUUUUGAAAUAAAUUAUGACAACAAUGACCUGUUUGAAAAUAACGAACCCGAAAAUAAUAAUAAUGAUGACAUAUCUGACAAUUUUGAAAAGGAGAACGACGCCAUUACAAAUGAUCAAGAUAUUAAUGAUAACGAACCAAACAAAAAUGAUAAUGAUAUGAAUGAGAAUGAAACACUUGAUGUGAUUAAUGUUGAUACAGACGACAGAUUAGAAACACCUGACAAUGAACCCGAUUUGGACGAUGUAACGAAACUUCCUGAUACUUAUUAUGAAGAUAAAGAAGAACAUGACCGUUUUGACGAAAUCCCUGAUCUGGCUGAAGAUGUCGUGGAAGAUGAUCGCAAGACACUUUCUUCUACAUGUGACAAUGGUUGGUAUGGACACGUGUUGUUAGACACGUGCUAUCAGAUUCUAGAUACGAGGCUGACUUAUAGAGAGGCUGAACUAGAGUGUAAAACGAAAAACGCCAGACUGGUUUUGGCGGGUAGCGAGUUCGAGCGGAAAUUUGUCCUCACUGCUGUGUCUAAAGAUGGAAAAUUAUUCAGAGGUGCCAAAUUUUGGAUGGAAUCACCCACUGACAAAAAGAACUGUAAUUAUUUCGACGAGAGAGGUGUGGCAACAAUGAGGAGUUGCAAUACCCAACUGAAUGUCGUCUGUGUCAAAGAUGCCAAGUCGUUGUCUGUGUACACGGUCAACAACCAACCGUUCUACAACGAAGGCGUCACGGGCUACUACGACAGCGCAGGCGCACUGACGAUGUUUUCGUCACGCAGGGGAGACAAUAAGAUUCCAUGCGAGCUAACAAGCUCAGCAUCCGAGUUUCCGGUUCUGUGGUUUAAAGACGGACUUCUUGUGGAAACAAAAGACACUUAUGUAUCGCCAGAUAUAUCGCUGUAUCUUAGUACCGAAUUAAUUUCAUCAAUAAACAUGGUGACUGACCGUAACCUAGCAACGCCUGCCCUUCAAGGUCAAUAUUGGUGUGAGGUCUGGGAUCGACAGACACUGACCAGGAAAAGAUCAAAACCAUUUAUUGUUCGAUACUCAGACGUCAUAUCAUUCCACGGUUCGAUGGAGUUGUCGUCCUUUUCUCACAAAGACGAAAUUCUGUUUAACAUGAUGAAUCAGAAGUUCCCUCAACUUGUUGCCAUAGAAACUGAUAUGAAGAAAGUGUUUAAAGACGUUUUACCAAUGAUACAAGCCCGUCUUCCCGAUGUUGUUGAUGUAUUUACAUACGUAGAUGGAAUUAGGUCAAUACCGAACGUGAUUGAGUACCACACAUAUUUCACGUUAAGCAGAAACUAUGACACCAUUGAUGAAGAUGUCGUGUACAAUAGGCUAAAAGCCGUUCUCCGGUCAAAGCUCGGAAACCGGAAUUACAUGGCGGAACUUCCGGGUCAUACACCACUAUCGUCGUUCAGGACAAUGUCACUGCAAAGCACUGUGGCCUGUCCUGCUGCAACUUUGCAGACGACAAGAGAUUUGUACGGCCACACGAUCCCGAAGAGAGUUUUCUCUUUUCCAAAAGCUCUCCUUGGAGAAUUUUCCAACAGUAUUGAUAAGUGUAGCAUUACAAACCGAUUGCCUUCUGGUACUGCCCGUUGCCUUGGUGAUUUCUACACCGGUGCUUACUGGGGAGAAGUUGUUGCGAACGAGUGUAUUGAGGAAGCUGACCUUGACCAGUUUAACAACGAGAUAUGGGGAGCGUCUCCGUAUACCGAAAAGCUUACUGAAAUGGCACAAGUAACGGUUGAUUCGAGAAACGUAGAGAAACUUGUAUCGGAAAUGGCGAAUAUCGCCAAGGUGGCGCCAAAAUUCACACCAACCGACAUUAACAAAAUAGCAGACGUUCUGGAUCAUACGACUCAAGUUCGUAAUUUACCACAAAAAGUUGGAGAGGAUGUGUUGAGGACAGUUGAUCGUUUAAUGGAGAGAAGUGAGAAGGAGUCGCACGUGGCUAACGUAGAGACUAAAGCUGCUAACAGGAUAAUAAAAUCUUUAGAGAGAUAUGCGGAGAAUGCGGACAUUGGCACAAAAGAUCAAAUGCGAUUUGUUUCCGAUAACGUCGUGGUCGAGAUCUGGAACCUCAACCCGACACUAAAACCGGUCAUUGGUUUGGCCGCCGAGAGCCAUGGAGCCGGUUUAGACAAGCCAUUUAAGACCGAGAGUAUUGCCACAGUUUACAACAAAUCACAUCUAUAUGACGCAAACGUAGACGCCGCCAUUGAACUUCCGGCGGAAGUGUUUGGCAUGAAGGAGAAAGGUGGUAUGACAAGUAAUCGUCUUACCAUGAUGGUAUUCCGAAAGAACAAAUUGUUCGAAGCUGCAAUUACAGACGGUGGCCGAAAAAUGAAUCCAUCCGAACAACAACUUACUAAUCUCAACAGUUACGUCAUUUCCGCUAGCAUUGCAGGGAAAAAGUUACAAGACCUUAAUGAAAAAGUCAAAACUAUCUUCAAGCCAAUCAAGAAUGUUGAAAGCGGAAGUCGCUGUGUAUGGUGGGAUUUUGACAUGAAUAAUUUCAAGGGAGGCUGGUCUAACAAAGGUUGUGUAUACGACGGUAAAGUGAAUGGUCGGGACGUGUGCCUGUGUGAUCAUCUUACAAACUUUGCUGUUCUCAUUGAUUUCUACGGCCAGGCUAAACCAAUACCCGACCACCACGAAUUAUCUCUCAGUAUCAUCACAGUGCUCGGUCUUAGUUGUUCAAUCCUUGGGUUAUCUCUUACCAUUAUUUCUUACGUUUUCUUUAGAAAACUUCGUCAAGGUCGCGCCCAGCAGUGCUUGUUCAACCUGUCCUUAUCACUGCUCCUGUCAAUGCUGGUAUUCCUGGUCGGAAUUAAACAAACACACAGUUACUUUGGCUGUAUAACUGUAGCCGUGCUUCUUCAUUACCUCAUUCUGGUCUCGUUCAUGUGGAUGUUGAUGGAAGCAAUACUGCAAUACCUUACAUUUGUCAAGAUACUAGGAACCUAUAUUACGCGAUUUACGUUGAAGACUGUACUUCCGGCCUGGG